Molecule: messenger RNA, 862 nt
Organism: Delphinapterus leucas (beluga whale)
Lineage: Eukaryota; Metazoa; Chordata; Mammalia; Artiodactyla; Monodontidae
Source: RefSeq, a predicted model, not a curated record
AUGAAUCGGCUCAUGAAGGGGAAGCUCGCUGGCCCACCCUGAGACAAGAAUGGCACCGCCCUCUGGGUGCAGCCUCCUUGUGAUCGGUGCACUGGGCGUCUUUGCUCUUGACUGCUUCGCGAGAGCUCAGAAGAACAGCACGCUAAUUUUCACGAAGGAAAACACCAUUCGGAAGUGCAGCUGCUCUGCAGACAUCCGGGACUGUGACUACAGUUUGGCCAACCUGAUGUGCAGCUGUAAAACCGUCCUGCCUUUUGCAGUCGAGCAAACCAGCUACAAUGACCAUCUGACCAUCUGGUUCACAGACACAUCUGCACUGGGACCCCUGUUGAACUUCACGCUGGUCCGGGACCUGAAGCUUUCUCUGUGCAGUGCCAACAUUCUCCCCACUGAGUACCUGGCUAUUUGUGGUCUGAAGAGGCUUCGUAUCAGCACCGAGGCCAAGCAUCCCUCCCCAGAGCAGAGUUUACUCAUCCACGAUGGUGGGGAGAGAGAAACCAGAGAGAAGCCCAUGCUGUUACACCAAGGCUGGCAAACCUGUAUGUCCGUCUCCUUCUUAGAUAUGGCACUUUUCAACAGGGAGUCAUCCUUAAAAUCAUACAGUAUUGCAAACUCUGCCAGCAUGGCCAGCAACUUCCCCUACUUUUCCUACUUUAAAACCUUCCCAGUUCUAAGCAACAAAAGCUAUGUUGUCACAUUCAUUUACUAACAUUGUAGCUGUGUCCAACCUUUGGGACCUUUGGCACAUUAUGGAUCAUUUCACCAAGGAAUCUGUGAACAAGGUCACGGGUAUUCCUAUCCUCAACUUCACUUCACCCCCAGCCCCCAUUCUGCCGGCCCCCUCUGCUCUGCCCAUGCCCAU